AUGUCAGCCGUGCCGUCUGUCUCCUUGACAGAACACGUUGAACCGGUGUUACAAGAAGAAUUGUAUGUUCAUGAGAUCUACAACGAAAUCGCUCCUCAUUUCUCGCAGACCAGAUACAAGCCAUGGCCUAUAGUUGAAAAAUUCUUGAAAAGUCGCCCCAAAUACUCGGUGGGAUUGGACGUUGGCUGUGGGAACGGAAAGUACUUACAUGUGAAUGAGGACUUGUUCAUAGUUGGCACAGAUAGAUCGGGGGGACUAGUGGACUGCGCCCAGAAGUUAUCAAAUAAUGCAUAUAAUCUUGGAAUUGCCGAUGGACUUUCCCUCCCGCACCCUCGGGAUCGCUUUGACUUUGCCAUUUCUAUUGCUGUCAUACACCAUUUUGCAAAUGAAGAACGUCGAAUUGAAGCCAUACUGCAAAUCUUGUCAAAAUUAAAAAAAGGGGGUCAGUGUUUAAUAUACUGUUGGGCACUAGAGCAAGAAAAGUCUCGUCGAGGAUACAAGGAUGGAGACGACCAAGAUGUAUUAGUACCCUGGGUCUUGAAGAAACCCGUGGCUAAUGUAGAAAAAAAACGACGUGAUAAAGCAAAAGCACAAUCACAAGCAUCUCCAGAAGCGGUAACUGAUCACCAGGAGCAAGUGAGUGAGCCUGAAGUAACAAAGUAUAGGUAUUAUCACUUGUACAGGAAGGAAGAUAUUUUCACCACCUACAUGUACUCACCCCAGGACAAACAUGAGAAGCUAAUAAGAGCUACAGAUUUGGAUGCUUUGAGUUGUAGGUGUAGCAUCAAUGAGAAGCAGUACCUUCUCCCGAAGGAUUUAUACAUACAAGACUUGGUGAAGUCCUAUGAAGCAAAUCUAAGGUGGUGCCAGGGAUACUCCAGCAUGUCAUCUGCGAGAACUUUAAAGGGAGUUUUCACAGAGAAUAAACUUCCCUUGAUCAAUCGAGGAACCUAUCUAAGAACAAAGGUAAUAAGUACUCUUAUUUUGGAGUUUAUUCAAGAGUUUGAUGGGCAUUGUCAAAUAGUGUCUUUAGGUAGCGGUUCUGAUACCAGACUAUUUCAAUUUAUUGAAGACGGCUCCAAUGCCAUAUAUCAUGAGAUCGACUUCCCCGAGGUUGCAAGGAUCAAGAAACUAGGAAUUUUGCAUAGUGAAAAGCUUCGAAGCGUUUUAGGAGUGUUUGAUAAUCCCCCCACGAUUUCAUCAAAAGAAGACUUUUCAGCUUUGGAUCCCGAAAUUCAUACCACUAACUAUCAUCUCCACGGAAGAGAUUUGCGUGACAUUGAUGCGAAAAGCUCGAUUCCUGGCUUGGAUAUGACGAAACCAACGUUGGUCAUAAGCGAGUGUGUUUUGUGUUACAUGUCUCCAGAAAAUUAUAAACAUGUGAUUGAUACUUGGAUCGGAUUAGGCAAGAGUUUGACUAGUUUCCUAAUUUACGAACCUAUGUCAUUAAGAGACUCAUUUGGUGAAAUGAUGCUAUCUAACUUGCAAAGUAGGGGAUUGGAUUUGCAAACAUUUGAUAAAUACCCUACUUUAGAAGCCAGAUGCGCUUUCUUGAAAAAGUGUGGUUUGGAGAAUUUGCACUUGACCGAUUUGUGUCACAUUGGUGGCUAUGACGGUUAUAAUAGGGAAGGAAACAAGUGGAUUGAUCCCUUGGAGUUGAAGAGAAUAAAUAAGCUCGAAUUUGUUGAUGAGGUCGAAGAGAUAAAACUCUUGUUGGAACAUUACUGUUUAUGUUAUGCGGAUAAGAGACACUGUACUGGCGCACCUAUAUUUUCUAAAAUAAAUAAAUGGGAUUGGAUGAUACUGGAGAGUACAAACACAUAA
Messenger RNA from Lodderomyces oxycetoniae, 1824 nucleotides. Its product is annotated as class I SAM-dependent methyltransferase. Gene Ontology annotation, biological process: C-terminal protein methylation. The transcript is spliced from 2 exons. The coding region runs from base 1 to 1824 and encodes 607 amino acids. NCBI's taxonomy places the organism in Eukaryota, Fungi, Ascomycota, Pichiomycetes, Serinales, Debaryomycetaceae. The record is from RefSeq and is a predicted model, not a curated record. Gene Ontology annotation, molecular function: protein C-terminal leucine carboxyl O-methyltransferase activity.